Molecule: messenger RNA, 3219 nt
Organism: Corythoichthys intestinalis (scribbled pipefish)
Lineage: Eukaryota; Metazoa; Chordata; Actinopteri; Syngnathiformes; Syngnathidae
Gene: ablim2
Product: actin binding LIM protein family, member 2
Exons: 20
Coding region: 401-2503 (700 amino acids)
Biological process (GO): lamellipodium assembly; cytoskeleton organization
Cellular component (GO): actin cytoskeleton
Molecular function (GO): actin filament binding
Source: RefSeq, a predicted model, not a curated record
GAUGGAGGACAUAACAUGAGUGCAAUUGGCCUCAUUCUAUGAUCAUUUAAUGAACGAGUUCUGAUGCUGUCACUGCGGACAGUGACCCCAAAAAGGAACGCCCACCCGCACCCACUAUGACUAUACGGUUGCUGCCAGCGAUUGUGUUGAAACGCAAGAAGAUAUUAUGGGAUGGUGGAGCCCCAUCCCUGGACCCCAAAGGUCGGCGUCACUCUCUAUGCUUCUAUUUAUACCACAUGUCUGGAAUAACACAGAAGAGAGAGUGAGUGAGAAAAGUCACAUGACCUCCAGCUCAUUCCAGAGCUUAGGAUAGGCACGCUCUCAUUUAUUAUUACACUGCCGCUGCAUAGCAGACCAUCCAGAAGCUGGGAAAAGCUCGAGAAGGACGGAAUCCCUCGACAUGCCAGAGAAAACUGUGAUUCAGCAGCAGGCUGUCCAAAGCCCGCCGAAAACGGGUCGAGGCCCCGUCAGCUGCCAGAACUGUGGAAAGCCUUGCAAAGGCGAGGCCCUAAGAGUCCAAAAUAAACACUUCCACAUCAAGUGCUUUGUUUGUAAAGUAUGCGGAUGCGAACUGGCCAACGGAGGCUUCUUCCUGCGACAGGGGGAGUACAUGUGCACUCAGGACUACCAGCGUCUGUACGGGACUCGUUGCUUCAGUUGCCAGGACUUCAUCGAAGGAGAGGUGGUUUCCGCUUUGGGGAAGACCUACCACCCCCACUGCUUUGUCUGCGCUUCCUGCAAGCAGCCAUUUCCGGCUGGUGAACGAGUGACUUUUAACGGGAAGGAUUGUAUCUGCCAAAGCUGUACUCAGCCUCUUCCUCCGAACAGCCCUGCACCCAUCCAGGCCGUCCACAACUGCUGCGGCUGCGGGAAGGAGUUUAAGAACGAACAGUCCCUCGUAGCCCUGGACAAGCACUGGCACCUGGGCUGCUUCAAGUGUAAAGUGUGCAACAAGGUCCUAAACGCCGAGUACAUUAGCAAGGACGGGAUUCCCUUUUGCGAGAUGGACUACCACGCCAUGUUUGGCAUCCAGUGCGAGAGCUGUAAGAAGUACAUCACUGGAAAAGUCCUGGAGGCUGGAGAGAAGCACUAUCAUCCGUCAUGUGCUCGCUGUGCCCGUUGCGAGCAGAUGUUUGCAGAAGGAGAGGAGAUGUAUCUCCAAGGAUCUUCAAUCUGGCAUCCCCCUUGCAGACAAGCUGCCAAGCAGGAAGAGAAGAGUAAGGUGACCCGGACUUCGUCUGAAAGCAUCACAUCCGUCCCGGCGUCCAGUGCCUCAGGCUCUCCCAACAGAGUCAUUUUCGCGAAGCUGGGAGAAGAGACGCUGGACUACAAGGACUUGGCAGCCCUUCCGAAAACCAAGGCCAUCUACAACAUUGACCGACCGGAUAUGCUGUCGUACUCGCCCUACGUCAGCUACCCGUCUGAAGAGAGGCACUACGGCGAGGGCGAAGGGGAGAAGUCACCCUGUCAGCACAGGCCCUCCAGCCCCAGUUCCAAUAGCUCCAUGGGGGGCUACGGACGUUACACUCCGUCCCGAUCCCCUCAGAACAACAGCCGACCAGGACCAGAAGUGGAGUGCCCGGCUACACUGGGCCCACUCUCGGGUGGUGUCAAGUUCACCUCCAGCUUGGCCAGGGCAGUGUCCCCUUCCGUCCCCGUGCAGCAUUCCCAGGGCACCGAAGGUUGUAGCAGUCCCGGUAGCGCCACACCGUGGGGUAUGGGUAGAGGUGUGUCGUUACACCUGAACCCCACCACGUUGUCCAUGCUGCAGCAGCACAACUUCAUCCCUUACUUCCGAGGUAGCGAAAGUGGUCGGAGUACUCCCAGUUUAUCCACCUAUUCUGAUGGCAAAUCCCCGUCGUCCACUUCCACGUACAUGGCUGCCCCUCGCCAUUUCCACAUACCAGAGACUGAAGUCAAAGAUAAUAUCUAUAGAAAACCCCCCAUCUACAAACAGCAUGUUUCCAGGACUUCCUGGCAGGACGGCGACGACAGCAAGCGGCCCAGUUGGAUGAUAUCAAAGAGCGACAUUGAUAGCCAGACGGGUCCUGAAGACCACCACCCGUCGUCCAAGUCCACCUGCAGUUUGCCACUGAAUACAUGUCAGCCAAAUUUUCCUCAUUAUAAAUCUGCAUCUUUACCGGGUUAUGGAAGAAACGGCAUUUACAAGGCUGCUGAGAUGGUCGAGGAUGAAGCCGAUCCAGAUUCUCAAAGUUGGGGAGGCAUGAGAGAGUAUAAGGUAAGAGUUCCAGUUUUCUAUGUCGCCGGUUGCCCGACUGUCCAUGCAUAUUUUCGCCGAUUCCCGCAGGUGUACCCUUACGAAAUGUUGGCGGUCACCAAUCGGGUUAAAGUCAAGCUUCCCAGAGACAUUGAUCGCACCCGACUGGAGCGCCACCUCUCACCCGAAGAUUUCCAGAGGGUGUUCGGAAUGACUCUGGAUAUAUUUGAACGUCUGGCCCUGUGGAAGAGGAACGACUUGAAGAAGAGGGCUCGCCUGUUUUAGGCAGCCCGCCAACGCUUUACGCGUGCAAUCCGACGGGAACGCGGUCGUGUUUGCAUGCCUCCGUGCUUGUAGCGCCACCCCCUGUCAAACGGCCGCCACGACUUCUGCUCGUAGCCCCUUUUCGUCCCGCCGCGUUCUCAAGAUGGUUUAGCCGGGAAAUUCAAGAUUGCCAUUUUCGAACAUCCAAAUUUGCAUUCAUUUCUCGUUAUAUUGUGGCGUCUAACUUGUACAUUUAAAUAUAUAACACCGUAUUUUUUUGGUCUUGUUCUAUCAGUUCUUGUAUUGAUUGUCAAAGUUUCGGUUCGUUUUUGGCGUCUCGCUGAGUUGCGGCGAAAUAUUUGCGAGAACAUCCGAAAUCACGUUUUCGUUUUUGAAUUUUUCCACCUCAGUGUUUUCUACUUUGGACGUGUUCGAAGAUUUGUCAGCCUGCUUCAUCUGUUGCUCGAAGGCGUACUGCAAAGGUAAAACCCAUGACAAUACUGCAAGAUGUACUACUGAAUACUUAUAUAACUGUAAAGGAUAUAUUUCUGUAUACAAGCCAUUGCAUGAGAAUUAUUUUCGGUUGAAAUGCUUGCAAUAAGUUAUUUAAUUGUAAUAUGAAGGAAGGGAUUUUUUUUGGGAAGUUAUAAGCGUACAUAUCGGUUUUAUGUUCCGCCUUUUAAGAAAAACACUAACUGUUUCUAUUGUUCGUCUGCCAUUAAAGUGCUUUACCCAAC